CCAAUGAGAAAUUUGGUUUUCUCAUUGGUGUUUCUAAUAUUUAAUCUAGUGAAUAAUAUCAAUAAAGUCAACUCGCAAUGUACUUCGGACACAAUUCCAAGCUCAUUGGCAACGUUGACUCAGUAUCAAGUAGGAUCUGAAGGAGAUCCGUAUUACAGUCAUUUUUUGGUCAAUGGUGGUGCAUCUUUCUCGUAUGGAAAUGCUUCAGCUACUGCUUUAUAUGAAUUGAGUGCUUAUGCGAUAUCAGCUGCUACAACCAAUUGCACAUCUACAUGUCUUACAUCUGUUUCAGCUUAUUACAAGACGGAUUCUGACAAAUUGACUCUAAUCAUGCUCCGGCCAUCGGAUGAAGCUCUCUACCCAAACUACACCAGCAUGGGACUUCCAUCCUUUUUUUGCGCGACUGUUUCUGGAAACUGUGGAGCUAAAACUCCAUUAUACCAGUUCUAUUCUUCCGCCUAUGAUGACUACUACGCGGACACUGAGCAAGCGAACAACACCAAUGCCACGUAUUCUGUUGCUAUGAUGGGGCUUCCGUUAUGCUAUUUAUGGGUACCUCUUACAACUACAACUACCACCACUACGACGACAACGACUACAACAAGUCCAAUGAACACAACGACAACUACAGUACUCAUUAACGGAACUACGACUACUACUGUACCAACAAAUGAAACUACAACUACAGUACCGCUUAACGGAACUACAACAACUGUACCAACAAAUGAAACCACUACAACAUCACCAUUGAAUGGAACUACUACAACUACAGUACCCAUUAAUGGAGCAACUACAACUAUUCCAUCAAAUGGAAACAUCACUUCUACUACUACUACUGUACCAUCAACUAAUACGACGACCACAGCCGUAAAUUCAAAUUCAACAACAACUACCGUCUCACCGGACGACGAUUAUAAUGGAUCUGGAGAACAACCGGGAAAUUCGGAUGACAAUGGAGACAAGAAAGGUUGGUGGCACGAUUGGAAAUGGCCAAUAAUUGUUGCUGGGUGCUUAGCAGGUGCAUCUAUCGUUCUAUCAAUUAUUGCAUGCCUAACUUGUUGCUUCAUCGGAAGUGCUACGGUAGCUGCAAAACCAUACAGUCCUCCUCCAAUUUACACAUCUCCAUCUCCACCGGAACUUCCUCCAAAUCCCGUUGAAGCUCCAUCAAUAACUCCAUUUACUGUUGGCCUACCGCCAAGUGUUCCAUAUUGAUUUGGUUUUUAUUAUUUGGAAUGUAUGUAGUUGAAAGUAUUCACUUGUUUAUUUGUGUGGCUUCACUUUAAAAGAAAAAAAUAAUGUUUGAAUUCUGAUGCAAAAAAAAUAAAUUUGAUUUUACGAUUA
Messenger RNA from Caenorhabditis elegans, 1341 nucleotides. It is a transcript of the gene cwp-4, whose product is annotated as Coexpressed With Polycystins. NCBI's taxonomy places the organism in Eukaryota, Metazoa, Nematoda, Chromadorea, Rhabditida, Rhabditidae. The record is from RefSeq and is marked reviewed. The transcript has 6 exons. The coding region runs from base 4 to 1212 and encodes 402 amino acids.